Messenger RNA from Gongylonema pulchrum, 405 nucleotides. NCBI's taxonomy places the organism in Eukaryota, Metazoa, Nematoda, Chromadorea, Rhabditida, Gongylonematidae. The record is from the annotation of a GenBank genome assembly.
AUGAAUUCGCCUGAAAUUGAAAAAGCUGCACGCUUCGAGCAUGCUACUGAUCUGAGCCAGAAUCCUCUGGCUGUUCCGUUAUCUUCCGAUUCCGGUAGUGAGAGCUCUGCUGAAAACAGAUCUGCUGUUGUCAGCAGUUGUUCUGUUCCAGCGAAACAUCCGAAGGCCGAAUCAUCAUCUCAUUCGGCUGAUUUGAAAACAAAAAGAAGCAGAGAUGGGACCGGUGAUUUGAAAACAAAGCCGUCAAAACCAACAAAAUCAUCAAGGAUGAAAGCAUCAGCUGGAAAAACGGAUACAGCGAAACGGGUUAAGAUUAAAAGCAAAAGGACUUCGAAUCGUGCAACGAAUAAGCUAAUCGAUGAUGAGCGGCCACCAAUCGAUCCCAAUUCGUACGAUUCGCUGUAA